Molecule: messenger RNA, 9588 nt
Organism: Arvicanthis niloticus (Nile rat)
Lineage: Eukaryota; Metazoa; Chordata; Mammalia; Rodentia; Muridae
Gene: Cdc42bpa
Product: CDC42 binding protein kinase alpha
Biological process (GO): peptidyl-threonine phosphorylation; actomyosin structure organization
Cellular component (GO): cytoskeleton; cytoplasm; actomyosin
Molecular function (GO): protein serine/threonine kinase activity; ATP binding
Source: RefSeq, a predicted model, not a curated record
CCGCCUCAUCCCGGCCGCGCCGCCGGCCAGGCCCCGGGAGAAACCGGGAGGAAGAUGACGCGUCCUAGCCGCAGUCCGCUAGAAGCAGGACUCGCUGCAAAGCCCUAGGAAGAAAGAGCUCGGAGCCGGGGCUCGGCGUGUUCCGAGCCGAGCCAGGAGAACCGCUCCGGGAGCUGCCCUCCCUUUGCGGCGGAGGACUCGCCCAGGCGCUAUCCGAGUGGAGGUUGGGAGCAUUUGCAGCAGAAUUUUUGGCUUUCCCUCCCCCUCCAUACAUUACCCCCUCCUCCUUUUUCAGUUUUUCUUCUUCCGAGGAAGAGAAUUGCUGCUGCCAAGGGGACUUUAUUCAUUAAUGAUGCAACUGGAUUCGUUUCAGGAUUAUGUUGCACGAAUUGAAUUUUGAAUGAAGGUUUUUUUUUUUUUUUUUUUCUGAAAGAAGUGUUGACUCUAGUUCGUUGUGCUUUUAAUUAUUAUUUUAUUUAAAUAUACAAUUUAAUUGUAUUAUUCUCUUAAAAAUAUUAAAUCUAUAUUUUAUGGAAACUUACCCUCAAGAUAUAUAUGUUUAUGGGUGAAAUUGAAGACGCUUCCAUUAAGUGAGGUGACUGGUGUAUUGGAUGUUUAAUUCAGCAUCGGCAUUGCAUGACAGUUGUUGAAAUAACAAGUGGUUUAUUUUUAAAAGCCACAUCUUUCAAAUUUUAGGUUCAGAUAGUAACAGUAGACAUCGUAAGGGCAUUGAAAAGAAAACCAGCAGAAAUCGAAGCAAACAUGUCCGGAGAAGUGCGUUUGAGGCAGUUGGAGCAGUUUAUUUUAGAUGGGCCAGCUCAGACCAAUGGGCAGUGCUUCAGUGUGGAGACUUUACUGGACAUACUCAUCUGUCUUUACGAUGAAUGCAAUAAUUCUCCAUUGAGAAGAGAGAAGAACAUUCUUGAAUAUCUAGAAUGGGCUAAACCAUUUACUUCUAAAGUGAAGCAAAUGCGAUUACAUAGAGAAGACUUUGAAAUAUUAAAGGUGAUUGGUCGAGGAGCUUUUGGGGAGGUUGCUGUAGUUAAACUGAAAAAUGCAGAUAAAGUGUUUGCCAUGAAAAUUCUGAACAAGUGGGAGAUGCUGAAGCGAGCUGAGACAGCAUGCUUUCGUGAAGAGAGGGAUGUGUUGGUAAAUGGAGACAAUAAGUGGAUAACCACUCUGCACUAUGCGUUUCAGGAUGACAAUAACUUAUACCUGGUUAUGGAUUAUUAUGUUGGUGGGGAUUUACUUACUCUGCUCAGCAAAUUUGAAGAUAGAUUGCCUGAAGAGAUGGCUCGGUUUUACUUGGCAGAGAUGGUGAUAGCCAUUGACUCAGUUCACCAGCUCCACUAUGUUCACAGAGACAUCAAACCUGACAAUAUAUUAAUGGAUAUGAAUGGACAUAUUCGUUUAGCAGAUUUUGGUUCUUGUCUGAAGCUGAUGGAAGAUGGAACGGUCCAGUCCUCAGUGGCAGUUGGAACUCCAGAUUAUAUUUCUCCGGAAAUCCUUCAGGCUAUGGAAGACGGAAAAGGCAGAUAUGGACCAGAGUGUGACUGGUGGUCUUUGGGGGUCUGUAUGUAUGAGAUGCUUUAUGGAGAAACGCCAUUCUAUGCAGAAUCUCUGGUGGAGACAUAUGGAAAAAUUAUGAAUCACAAAGAGAGGUUUCAGUUUCCGACCCAAGUGACUGACGUGUCAGAAAACGCUAAAGAUCUUAUUCGAAGACUCAUUUGUAGCAGAGAGCAUCGACUUGGCCAGAAUGGAAUAGAAGACUUUAAGAAACAUCCGUUUUUCAGUGGAAUUGAUUGGGAUAAUAUUCGAAACUGUGAAGCACCUUACAUUCCAGAAGUUAGUAGCCCAACAGAUACAUCAAAUUUUGAUGUGGAUGACGACUGUUUAAAAAAUUCUGAAACAAUGCCUCCACCAACACACACUGCAUUUUCUGGCCAUCAUCUGCCAUUUGUUGGUUUUACAUAUACUAGUAGCUGUGUUCUUUCGGAUCGGAGCUGUUUAAGAGUCACAGCAGGUCCCACCUCACUGGAUCUUGAUGUUAAUGUCCAGAGGACUCUAGAUAAUAAUUUAGCAACUGAAGCUUAUGAAAGAAGAAUUAAACGGCUGGAACAGGAAAAGCUUGAACUUACUAGAAAACUUCAAGAGUCAACACAGACUGUUCAGGCUCUACAGUAUUCAACUGUUGAUGGUCCACUAACAGCAAACAAAGAUUUAGAAAUUAAAAGUCUGAAAGAAGAGAUUGAAAAACUAAGGAAACAAGUAGCAGAAGUGAACAAUUUGGAACAGCAACUUGAAGAAGCUAAUUCUGUGAGACGAGAGCUAGAUGAUGCUUUUAGGCAAAUCAAAGCUUUUGAAAAACAAAUCAAAACUUUGCAGCAGGAAAGAGAAGAACUAAAUAAGGAUCUAGUCCAGGCUAGUGAGCGAUUAAAAAACCAAUCCAAAGAGCUGAAAGAUGCACACUGUCAGAGGAAACUGGCAAUGCAGGAGUUCAUGGAGAUCAAUGAGCGACUAACAGAAUUGCACACCCAAAAGCAGAAACUUGCUCGCCAUGUCCGAGAUAAGGAAGAAGAGGUGGACCUGGUGAUGCAAAAAGCUGAGAGCUUAAGGCAGGAGCUGCGCAGAGCAGAAAGAGCCAAGAAAGAGCUGGAGGUUCACACUGAAGCUCUAAUUGCUGAAGCAUCAAAGGACAGGAAGCUCCGAGAGCAGAGUGAACAUUAUUCUAAGCAACUGGAAAAUGAAUUGGAGGGACUGAAGCAAAAACAAAUUAGUUACUCACCAGGAAUAUGCAGCAUAGAACAUCAGCAAGAGAUAACUAAACUGAAAACUGACUUGGAAAAGAAAAGUAUCUUUUAUGAAGAAGAAAUAUCUAAAAGAGAAGGAAUUCACGCAAAUGAGAUUAAAAAUUUGAAGAAGGAGCUGCAUGACUCAGAGGGCCAGCAACUUGCUCUCAACAAAGAAAUUAUGGUUUUAAAAGACAAAUUGGAAAAAACCAGGAGAGAAAGUCAAAGUGAAAGGGAAGAAUUUGAAAAUGAGUUCAAACAACAAUAUGAACGAGAAAAAGUAUUAUUAACUGAAGAAAAUAAAAAAUUAACAAGUGAACUUGAUAAGCUGACGUCCUUGUAUGAGAGCGUGAGUUUGCGAAACCAGCACUUAGAAGAAGAGGUCAAAGAUCUAGCAGAUAAGAAGGAAUCUGUCGCCCACUGGGAAGCCCAAAUCACAGAGAUAAUCCAGUGGGUGAGCGAUGAGAAGGAUGCACGAGGCUAUCUUCAGGCUUUAGCUUCUAAAAUGACUGAAGAAUUGGAAGCGUUAAGAAAUUCCAGCUUGGGGACACGAGCAACAGAUAUGCCCUGGAAAAUGCGUCGUUUUGCAAAACUGGACAUGUCAGCUAGACUAGAGUUGCAGUCUGCCUUGGAUGCAGAAAUAAGAGCUAAACAGGCCAUCCAGGAAGAGCUGAAUAAAGUCAAAGCAUCUAACAUCAUAACAGAAUGUAAACUGAAAGACUCAGAGAAGAAGAACUUGGAACUGUUGUCCGAAAUUGAGCAGCUGAUAAAGGACACUGAAGAACUUAGAUCUGAAAAGGGUAUAGAGCACCAAGACUCACAGCAUUCUUUCUUGGCAUUUUUGAAUACGCCUACCGAUGCUCUGGACCAAUUUGAAAUUGCAGACUGUGCUCCACUUCCAGUUCACACACCAACCUUAAGGAAAAAGGGAUGCCCAGCUUCAACUGGUUUUCCACCCAAGCGCAAGACUCAUCAGUUUUUCGUGAAGUCUUUCACUGCCCCUACCAAGUGCCAUCAGUGUACCUCCUUGAUGGUUGGUUUGAUAAGACAGGGCUGUUCCUGUGAAGUCUGUGGGUUCUCUUGUCAUAUAACUUGUGUGAACAAAGCUCCGACAGCUUGCCCGGUUCCUCCUGAGCAAACUAAAGGCCCACUUGGUAUAGACCCCCAGAAGGGAGUAGGGACGGCGUAUGAGGGCCAUGUCAGGAUUCCUAAGCCGGCGGGAGUGAAGAAAGGGUGGCAGAGAGCACUGGCUGUGGUCUGUGACUUCAAACUCUUUCUUUAUGAUAUCGCCGAGGGAAAAGCAUCGCAGCCCAGCUCUGUCAUUAGUCAAGUGAUUGACAUGAGAGAUGAAGAAUUUUCUGUGAGUUCAGUCUUGGCUUCUGAUGUUAUUCAUGCAAGUCGAAAAGAUAUUCCCUGUAUAUUUAGAGUGACAGCUUCCCAGCUCUCAGCACCUAGUAACAAAUGCUCCAUCCUGAUGCUUGCAGACAGCGAGGGUGAGAGGAAUAAGUGGGUGGGAGUGCUGAGUGAACUCCACAAGAUCCUGAAGAAAAACAAGUUCAGAGACCGCUCAGUGUAUGUUCCCAAGGAGGCUUACGACAGUACCCUACCCCUCAUUAAAACAGCGCAGGCCGCUGCCAUCAUAGAUCAUGAACGGAUAGCUUUGGGAAAUGAAGAAGGAUUAUUUGUUGUGCAUGUCACCAAAGAUGAGAUUAUUAGAGUUGGUGAUAAUAAGAAAAUUCAUCAGAUUGAACUCAUUCCUAGCGACCAGCUUGUUGCUGUGAUCUCAGGCCGAAAUCGCCACGUCCGACUUUUUCCUAUGUCAGCUUUGGAUGGGCGAGAGACAGAUUUUUAUAAACUGGCAGAGACUAAAGGUUGCCAAACCAUAGCUGCUGGGAAAGUGCGUCAUGGAGCUCUGUCCUGCCUGUGUGUGGCCAUGAAAAGACAGGUCCUCUGCUAUGAACUCUUCCAGAGCAAGACCAGGCACAGGAAAUUUAAGGAGAUUCAAGUCCCAUGUAAUGUCCAGUGGAUGGCCAUCUUCAGUGAACAUCUCUGUGUGGGAUUCCAGUCAGGAUUUCUCAGAUACCCCCUGAAUGGCGAAGGAAGUCCAUGCAAUAUGCUCCAUUCAAAUGACCACACACUGUCAUUCAUUACACACCAACCAAUGGAUGCCAUCUGUGCAGUUGAAAUCUCCAAUAAAGAGUAUUUGCUGUGUUUUAACAGCAUUGGGAUAUACACAGACUGCCAGGGCCGAAGAUCUAGGCAGCAGGAGCUGAUGUGGCCAGCAAACCCUUCCUCCUGUUGUUACAAUGCACCGUAUCUCUCCGUGUAUAGUGAAAAUGCAGUUGAUGUCUUUGAUGUAAACUCCAUGGAAUGGAUACAGACUCUUCCUCUCAAAAAGGUCCGACCUUUAAACACUGAAGGAUCAUUAAAUCUCUUAGGUUUGGAGACCAUUAGAUUAAUAUAUUUCAAAAAUAAGAUGGCAGAAGGGGAUGAACUUGUAGUUCCUGAAACAUCAGAUAAUAGUCGGAAGCAAAUGGUUAGAAAUAUCAACAACAAACGGCGUUACUCCUUCCGAGUCCCAGAAGAAGAGAGGAUGCAGCAGAGGAGGGAGAUGCUACGAGAUCCAGAAAUGAGAAAUAAAUUAAUUUCUAACCCAACUAAUUUUAACCACAUAGCACACAUGGGUCCUGGAGAUGGAAUACAGAUCCUAAAAGACCUGCCCAUGCCUGGUCUCCCUUAUUCACCCCCUCAUCACCACUCCAGCCUGAUCUCCUCUCCGAGCAACUUUGAGCACAUCUAUCACAUGACUGUCAAUUCUGCUGAGCAGUUUCUCUCUCCUGACCCCAUAGACCCUGGGCACCCCCCACCCCUGCGCUCUGCCCCUGGGAGACCACACUCUGGGGCUCUGAGGAACCCACGGUCUCAGGAAAGCCGGACAGUAUUCAGUGGCUCCGUCAGCAUUCCCUCCAUCACCAAGUCCCGCCCUGAGCCAGGCCGCUCCAUGAGUGCCAGCAGUGGCCUGUCUGCACGGUCAUCAGCCCAGAAUGGCAGUGCACUGAAGAGGGAAUUCUCUGGAGGAAGCUACACCACCAAGCGACAGCCCAUGCCCUCUCCCUCGGAGGGCUCUUUGUCAUCAGGAGGCAUGGACCAAGGAAGUGACGCCCCUGCAAGGGACUAUGAUGGAGAGGACUCUGAUUCUCCAAGGCAUUCCACAGCUUCCAACAGCUCUAACCUGAGCAGCCCCCCAAGCCCUGUUUCACCCCAAAAGACUAAGAGCCUGUCCCUGGAGAGCACAGACCACGGGAGCUGGGAUCCAUGAGCCCAGGACCAGUGACUGCAGGCAGGGACUCUACACUCCCACUCCGACAACGACAACGUGCCUGGCAGCAGCUUUGUCUUCUGCACUGCUGCAGUGAGGAUUCCUCUGCAGCCAGGCCCGCUUCACCCUCCCCCCAUCCCCAGGUAGCUUCUGUAGACAGACUGCGCAGACGCAGCGCUAAGAGUAGACCGGUUGUGUUCUCACCGUAGCCCUCACGUAGCGCCCAGCAGCCUCCAUGAGCGUCAGCCGACCGUUGCCAGGAAAUAAACCCUCACAAAUUAAAACAAUGCAUAUUUUACUAUAAUACAGAGUUUAAAUAAAUACAUAGAUGUAGAAGUUAAAUACUGAAUGUAAAUAGUCAAAGAAGCAUCUUGUGUUCGAUGAAAGAUGGAUGCGUAUAUAAGAAAGAUCAUUUAAUUUAAAGAAAUGUGUUGUUUCUUGUCUGUUUCCCAGCUAUGUCAUAUACAGGGUAGAAAGGCCUCAAGUGACAUUUGUAAAGAGAUCAGAAGUCAGGUCCCUGUGGUAUCUGUCCUCAGGCUGAGGCAGGCUGAGGUCCCAGGGAAAUCUAAGGACUGUUUAGAGAUGAGUGCCACUGGUGGGUGUGACCUGGACACCACCGGUGGUGGUGAAGCCACUCCGGAGGCACACUUGCCUCCCAAGGCAUUUUUCUCUAGCUAUCAGUUAGAACAUGUCCCCAACUUACUAUAUUUUGCUAUCUCACACAGAUGAAUGUGAAACAGUUCUGUCACCUUCCAGCCCUUCCCAUCAUAAUGGGAAAUUCAUGGCUUCUAAAGAUCAUGGACUGGUCAUGCAGCUGCUUUUUGUUCCGGCUAACCCUUACCCUUCUCUCGGUUGUAGUGAGGAGUCUCUGGACUGAGCACAACUUCCCUGUUUGGUUAAGAGUGGCUGUGAACACAGUGCUGGGGAAAGUUUCUCCUUACUACAUCAUGUAAAACCUCAGAAGCAUAGGCUUGAACAGCCUUGACCAAAUAUGCCUUCCCACGUGAGGGGACAGUAGGGCCUGAGGUGUGCUGGCCACCAUGGACUGUGAGCCAGCUUUCCCUCUGGAUAUCUGCUGCUGCACUUGUCCCAGGAAGCAAGAGGAAGACCAGGAUUCCUCUACUCACACGUCCACCAGCUAAGAACACAGGAGGGAAAAGGCGGAAACUAGUGCCCAGGGAGUAAAGAGGCCUGUCACUUAAUUCUCACCUCUUUGGGGUUGGAAGAGCCACUGUUUCCCAACCACAUCUAAAAUACAUUUCCAAAGUCGCUAACCUACCAGGCAUGCUGACCUUUGGCACAGCAUGGUACCCAGGCCCUGUGGGUCAGACUCACCAGCCACGUGGCUUUAUGGAGGGCGUUAGAGAGUUCAGGGAAGGGAGAUGGUAACAGGCACUUGGGCUGGGGUCUUUGUAAGCAGCUGCUUUGACAGACACCCUAUAGAGUCUCAGCUCCAACAUAAGCACGCUUUCUUUCGGGCGGGCACUGUCAUUCUCCAUUUAUCCUUUUGGAAAUGAAUCAUAUAAAAAUAACUUGUGUACACCCAAAACAAGGCUCAGAUCUUUAGUUUGGCUAGAGCUUGAACCAGACACUUUGCUUGAAAGAGCUGCCUCCCCUGCCCUCCGUCCUCUCCCUCUUCUUUCUCCUUCCCCCAGCAGAAGCCUGGCCAGGCUGAGCCCGACUGAACUCUACCCCGAGCCUUUGGUUUGUAGUUUUGACAACCAGUUGUGAGUUUUUGUUGCCUGCAGGUGCUUGUUUGUAAAAGAACCCUUUUAGUCCAAACCUCCACAUCCUAAAGUCCAGCUGCACUUCAGUGAACCCCACCCCAGCUCUGCCCCAAGGACCCCUGUGAAUUGGUGGAUUUCCCACUGCAGUCAAAGAACCAGGCAUCCUAAUAGCAGCCCUCCGGCCCAGAGUGUGGGGUGGAGUUCUAAUAACCACUGUCUUACCGGAUUCAUCCAGCCUUAUCCAGCCUUAUGAGAAGAGUGUUCCUGUCAGAAGCUGUGGGAAAGGAUGGGGAAAGAUGACUAACAAACAGGUGUCCAGGAGACAGAAACAGAGAUUCCUCAGAGCACUCAACAACAAAGGUUAGAGAAAAGGAAGGGCUUAGGCCCUCCUUGAUGUCACUCUCCCCACCCCGUGCAAGGUAUUUGAAAGUGUGUGGCAGUGGGAGUUGAUCCAAAAAUGGGAAAAAAAAUUAAGAGACAUUUCUGAUAUAGUAUCUAUGGGUGAGUACCUGGUGCUGUGUCCAGCCUGUAUGCUGUUUACCCUUUGAACUCCGGCUUAUCUGUUAUGUGGGUUUUGGGUGGGUAUACAAAAUAUUACAGGGUUUGGUUUUGGUUUUGCCAAAAACAAAAGCCUUCCUAUCACUGAUUGCUAAAGCAGACUUUUUGAAAUUUGUAUGCAUACUCUCUGUGCUUGGCCACUUGCAUUCUUUCCCGGUGAGCACAGCGUCAAGACUGUGGGGAUAACUGCGAUGGCCUGUUUGGCUUUCCAGUGAAUAGCCAAGCUUAAAACGCAUCUGAAACGCCUGUCAUUCCCACCAGCCCUUCCUCAGCUACUCUUCUUUCAUGUUAGAAUCCUGUCAUUUUGUUAACAUAGUGGCCAUGUUUAUUUCUAGGCAAGUUCAGCUGCCUUGUGUGGGUCCUCGGGUAUAAUUAAAGAGAAACCAGAGCAGAGGGGCAGCCUCCAUUCUCAGUGCAGCAGCCCACAUGCAGUCUUGGCAGUGACCGCAAAUUCAAUUCUCCCAGCUCAGCAGACCUGGCUGACACCCCCCACCCACAGCACAGGUGUACUUAAAACAGCUGACACCCUGCUGUGGGUCACAGUCUGCCAUAGCCCAAGACCACUGGCCCCUUCUAGUCCCACCUGGCCCCGCUACAUUGCAUCUCCCUGUACACUUGGAGUGGCUCAUACCUUGUUGGGACCUUCAGUCUUCACAAGUCCAGGGGUCCUUGUAGAGUCCUGCUACACUGAGUGUCUCCUGCCAGCUCCAGUACCACUCUCCCGUCCCAGGGACAGCUUUACCCAGAGCCCUACUUCAGUUGUAGGAGACUGACUGCCUUAAGUCAGCCUUGAUGCCAUUGAAAACAAAAUGACCUUCUUAUUUGAUAGAAUAACAACAUUUAUUUUAUACAUUUUUAGGAUUUUUUUCUCAUUGUGAUAUUAUUGUACAGUUUUGCAUGGCCUCAGUGUAAUCAUUUUUGUUCAGAAUAUCCUGCUGACCAGUGUGUGUGCAGAAGGGAAGAUACCGCUCCGGCCUCUUCGCACUCACUUGGUUUGGUUUCAUCCCUGAUGUCCUAGGCAAUUUCCUGAGAGUGUCUGCUACCAAACUAUGACGUGGAUUCUUUUGCACAGAAGUAUUUAAGGUGGGGUGGUCAAAAAUGUAACAAAGGAUGUCUCACCAAUAUUUUAUGUUGGUAUCACCUAAUUAACCAGACUUUGAUGUACUGCAAUAAAAUAAGGAACUGUUAGCAUUGA